Molecule: messenger RNA, 822 nt
Organism: Strongyloides ratti
Lineage: Eukaryota; Metazoa; Nematoda; Chromadorea; Rhabditida; Strongyloididae
Exons: 3
Coding region: 1-822 (273 amino acids)
Source: RefSeq, a predicted model, not a curated record
AUGAAGUUAUCUAUAUUUUUUUUUAUUCUAAAUAUUUAUCUUGUUUAUUCACGUUCCUGUAGUGAUAGUAAAAAAGGUGUUUGUGAAGUUGAUGAUUUAGGUGGUUGGUGUUAUCAUAAUAUUACAAGUAAUGAGUAUAAUUGUGAUGAAAAUAAUUUUUGUGGAAAUAAAGAAAAUCUUAAAGGUAGGACAAAUUUUGGAGGAUGUUAUAAAUCUGGAAAUAGUGAAGAAAGUACUGAAUGUUGUUGUAAUAAAGGAGAAUUAUGUAAUUUAGCUAUGAUGGUUCUUCAAUAUGAAGGAAACGAUGAUCUUCAGAAAUGUUAUUUUGCUAAAGAAAAGUCAGAUGAAGAGACAAUUGUUUAUAAAGAAUGUAUUGAACCAUAUUGUUUACUUUACAUGGAAAAGGAUUUAAUCGGUGGUGUAUCAAAAGUUUUUCAUGGUUGUGAAACUAAAUCAAUUUAUAAAUAUAAAACUGCUAAAAUUGAAGAUGAAAUAAUUGGCAAUAAUUCACAAUGGAAAGAUUUUGAAUAUAUAUUUCAUAGUCCAAGAUGUUCAGAGAUGUUAAAUUAUGUUGAACCUAAUGAAAAUGGUACAAAAAUUGCAUGUAUAGAUACAACAUUUGUGGAUAAUAAUGUUGAAAAGAAAAGAAAAUAUUGUUGUUGUAAAGGUUCUGAUUUUUGUAAUGAAAAAAUAUCAUGGUCACAUCCAACAAUUUCUCAUGAAUUAUUUGGUUCAAUCAAAAAUUUAUCAUCUAAACUUGUCUGGACAGGUUUUCCAUUUUUUUUUAUUGCUGCUUUUAUUGGAAAAUUUUUUAGCAAUUAA